UGUAAUCGUCUCAAAGGAUGAACUUGAAUUGUAUCUACCUUUCCGAAAUCAACCCCUUUUAUACCUCCAGGUUGUUUAUUAAUAAUCACAUUUAAUCCCUAAUUUUAUAAAAGUGUAGGUUGUGGUCCUACCCACUCACUUCUUUACAGAUCGUAAUUAUGCCAUCAUACGUAUUUUCUUUAGGUAACGCGAUUAAUUUAGCUUACUGAUAAGUAAGCUAAAUUAAUCAACACAUUUCUAUGAGGAAUAAAGUACUGAAACUAAAUUUUAAGAAGAGUCCGCGACAGUUCUUCGAUUAGAAAAAAAAUGCCUUGACACCGUACGUCGUCACUUUUCGUCACAAAACGUAACAAACAAAAUGGUUUUCUCUGACAUUUGAAGCUUUCUAUUCGUCAUGCUACUGCAAUGUAAUAUUGUUUAGGGCCGCUGGUAUAUUUUUAUCGAACAUUUUGCUUUCUUACGUAUUGACUGACCAUGAAAGGCAAGUAAAGCUAGAGUAACAACAAUUAAAAUACCUUUGACAGGAACAGGUCACUAAGGUUUUAAAUUAAACCAUGACGCUAUAAGGGGUGAGUGGGAAGCGGAUAACCUACAUAUGAUAAGCACACUCAUGAAUAUUAACAAGUUACCUUUCAGUAUAAAAGGACUGCUGUCUUCACCAAUGGUUCAUUCCAAGCUCAUCCUCUGAGACUAUCGCACUGAAAACACUUAGUCACCAACAUGAUGAAGUUAGUGUUCAUCUUGGUAGUAGCUGUGGUGGCGUGUGCGUGGCUGAGCGGCGUGAGCGCGGUCUGCGGCCGGCAGCUGUCGGAGCAGCUGUUUAGAAUGUGCACAGACGAGCAGAAGCGCAGCUGGUGGGGACCGCGGGCCCGCGCGCUGGUCAGCGGGCGCAGCAAGCGCCUCAUCGUCGACGAGUGCUGCGAGAGGGUCUGCUCCGUCGAAGAACUCAUGACCUUCUGUCAAUACUAAAAACGAAUAUACUUGCGUAAAUUGUUGAGAUUGUUGUUAAAUUCGUAUUGUUAAAACUUUUAUUCUCUCAAAUUGGAAACUUGCCAGAUU
Messenger RNA from Trichoplusia ni (cabbage looper), 1059 nucleotides. Its product is annotated as insulin-related peptide 2-like. Lineage: Eukaryota; Metazoa; Arthropoda; Insecta; Lepidoptera; Noctuidae. The coding region runs from base 721 to 969 and encodes 82 amino acids. Gene Ontology annotation, molecular function: hormone activity. The record is from RefSeq and is a predicted model, not a curated record. Gene Ontology annotation, cellular component: extracellular region. The transcript has a single exon.